This is a messenger RNA of Periophthalmus magnuspinnatus, 2205 nucleotides long. Its product is annotated as tissue alpha-L-fucosidase-like. The coding region runs from base 153 to 1499 and encodes 448 amino acids. Gene Ontology annotation, molecular function: alpha-L-fucosidase activity. Gene Ontology annotation, cellular component: lysosome. The transcript has 8 exons. Gene Ontology annotation, biological process: glycoside catabolic process; fucose metabolic process. The record is from RefSeq and is a predicted model, not a curated record. Lineage: Eukaryota; Metazoa; Chordata; Actinopteri; Gobiiformes; Gobiidae.
GUAAUAGGAAAGGGAAGUGAAUGAAGUCUGAACUCGUGAUCACGUUAAAUGUCUGGAUAAGCCGAAUAUUGUCUUAAUGUAGCUAAAUCGCGUCUGUUUUAACAUUUUAAGGCGAAUGUAACUGCACAGAAGAGGAAAUCCACGUGCACAGGAUGUUUUUGGCAGCAGGGCUCGUGUUUGUCUGCAGUGUUGUGGUUGAGGCUCGAUAUUCCGCUGACUGGAGCAGUUUAGACUCCAGACCUCUGCCCUCCUGGUUUGAUGAGGCCAAACUGGGCAUCUUCGUGCACUGGGGAGUGUUCAGUGUGCCUGGGUUUGGGAGUGAGUGGUUCUGGUGGCACUGGCAGGGACAGCAGCCUCCAGAUCCAAACUGUGUGAGCUUCAUGAAGCAGAACUACCCCCCGGGCUUCAGCUACCCGGAGUUUGCGCCUCAGUUUCACGCGCAGUUCUUUGACCCUGGUCAGUGGGCCGAUAUAUUCAAGGCAUCAGGUGCAAAGUACGUGGUUCUGACCUCCAAACACCACGAAGGCUUCACUACCUGGGGCUCCCCCUUCUCCUGGAACUGGAACUCUGUGGACACUGGGCCUCACAAGGACCUGGUGGGGGACCUGGGGGAGGCCGUCCGAAACCGGUCCCUUCACUAUGGACUGUACAACUCCCUGUAUGAGUGGUUCAACCCACUCUAUCUGAUUGACAAGAAAAAUGGCUUCAAGACUCAGGAGUAUGUUGUAAAGAAGCUGCUCCCAGAGAUGUACAACAUGGUUGUGAGGUACAAACCUGAGGUGAUCUGGUCUGAUGGGGACUGGGAGGCUCCGGACACAUACUGGAAUUCCACUGCUUUUUUGGCUUGGCUCUACAACGACAGUCCAGUCAAAGACACAGUGGUGACCAAUGACAGAUGGGGAGCGGGCUGUGCCUGUAAACAUGGAGGUUACUAUAACUGUGAGGAUAAAUACACUCCGGGCCAGCUGCCCAAACACAAGUGGGAGAAGUGCACCUCUGUGGACACGCGCUCAUGGGGUUAUAGAAGAAACAUGAGGCUCAAUGAGCUCAUGGACUUACCCACCAUCAUAAAGGACCUGGUUCAGACCGUGGCUCUGGGUGGAAACUACCUGCUGAACGUAGGUCCCACUGCAGACGGGACCAUCCCGGUUGUGUUUGAGGAGAGGCUCAGGGGCGUCGGAGCCUGGCUACAAACCAACGGAGAAGCUAUUUAUGCUUCAAAACCCUGGAGGGUCCAGUAUGAGAAUUCUACUCUACCAAUCUGGUUUACAUCUAAAGAUUCCAGUGUGUAUGCAGUGGUGACAGUCAAGCCUCCUAAGUCUAUUGUGCAGCUGUUGGCUCCCAAAACUUCAACAGACACCAAGGUGACUCUGCUGGGGAACUCCAAACCUCUGUCCUGGUCUCCUUUGCUCCCGAGCGCUGGGCUCACUGUGCUCCUGCCUGAGCUCCCAGACACUCCGGGACAGGCGUGGACUCUCAAACUAGAAGGUGUUCAGUAGAUGUUUGACUGCACAAACCAUAGACUGUAUAUAAAUGGACAGAGCUAACCCGCUAGCCGCUGUGUUCCAUAUAGAAAGUGAUAAUGGUCACGCUUCCGGCUCCAUCGACUCUGGCUCCAAUUCACUUUACAUUAGAAAACUAUGGCGGCUCGCUGUAACUGCUGCUGUCAGACUCGUUAUUUUGGUCUAGGUCCUAGUAUUUUUAUUUCACUAUUUUGUCUGUAAAUGAACAUUAAUAACAGACAAAUCAGGUGCUGUCUUUCCCAGAGGUUGCUCCAGCUAGCGUUAGCAACAGGUUUGAUUGAAAAGGGCCUUACCUUCGGGAACUACACUUGAGAUUGGCUCUUUGGUUGCUACGAUACUCGCCGGAAUUCCAAAUAACUCACGGCUCCAUAUUGGCCGCUAUGACGUCUCUAGCCUCUGGAGCUGAACGCUGUGACGUCACACUCCCUCAGUCCACUUCUUUAUACAGUCUAUGGUAUAAACUCAGGUUUACAAUCUUAAAGAAACAUUGCACUUUUUGAUUUAAGGGACUAAAUGUUUAAGAAUACUGUAACACUUUAUUACACUGAUUAUUACUAUUUUGUGAUGAAGAGGCUUGGUAAGAAUUCUGACAGAAACUUGCACCUCUCGACUUGGAUGGAAUAUUUUUCUUAUGAAUUAUUUUUAUAUCAUUUUAACAGAAAUAAAUUGAAAGUGAAAGUAA